ACAAAGAGCUAUUCAUGAUGUCAGACUAUACUUGGUUUGAAGGAAUAGCUUUUCCAGCCAUAGGGUUUCAAAAAGAAAUUUUGAAAGAUGUUCGUGAUAAGUUUGUGUUGAAAGAAGAAGACUUGAUCAUAUUGACUUACCCGAAGUCAGGAACAAACUGGCUUGCGGAGAUUAUCUGCUUGAUUCAGACCAAGGGAGAUCCCAAGUGGGUCCAAUCUGUGCCCAUCUGGGAGCGUACACCCUGGCUAGAAACUGAUAUAGGAUAUUCUGAAUUAAUAAAUAAGGAAGGACCACGACUCAUGAAUUCCCAUCUUCCUAUGCAUCUAUUCCCCAAGUCUCUCUUCAGUUCCAAGUCCAAGGCUAUCUAUCUCAUCAGAAAUCCCAGAGAUAUUCUUGUUUCUGGUUAUUUUUUCUGGGGUAAGACAAACCUUGUGAAGAAUCCAGAGUCACUGGGGACUUAUUUUGAAUGGUUCCUCAAAGGCAAUGUUCUAUUUGGAUCAUGGUUUGAGCAUGUCCGUGGAUGGCUGUCGAUGAGAGAAUGGGACAACUUCCUAGUGCUCUACUAUGAAGACAUGAAAAAGGAUACAAAGGGAACCAUAAAGAAGAUCUGUGACUUUCUAGGGAAAAAAUUAGAGCCUGAUGAGCUGGAUCUAGUCCUCAAGUACAGCUCCUUCCAUGUCAUGAAAGAAAACAACAUGACCAAUUUUAGUAUCAUCGGCAAAGAUGUGAUUCCUAAUGGUAUGAACCUCAUGAGAAAAGGCACAACUGGAGACUGGAAGAAUCACUUCACAGUAGCCCAAGCUGAAGCCUUUGAUAAAGUAUUCCAGGAGAAAAUGGCUGGAUUCCCUCCAGGGAUGUUCCCAUGGGAAUAAGUUUUCAAAAUUUUAAAUAUUAUAUGAACACUGAUGUUUAUGUUCCUGUUGUUCAAUAUGCAAAUAAUUGAAUGUGGUCAUAAAAUAAAUACUGUUGUGGAA
Molecule: messenger RNA, 974 nt
Organism: Grammomys surdaster
Lineage: Eukaryota; Metazoa; Chordata; Mammalia; Rodentia; Muridae
Product: bile salt sulfotransferase 1
Exons: 6
Coding region: 15-872 (285 amino acids)
Biological process (GO): sulfation
Cellular component (GO): cytoplasm
Molecular function (GO): sulfotransferase activity
Source: RefSeq, a predicted model, not a curated record